AUGCAGCAGAAGCCGAUAUUCAACAAACGACUGUACAAAGCCCAUGCUGGAAUAACGAUAUCAAAACAAGCAAGUGAUAUUUUACAUCGCAGCCCAAACCAACCUCGAAGCGAAGCCGAUCUACGCGCAAUACGCUCCGUUGUCGCCGGUUUAAGGGAAAUCCACAAGAACUUCGAAUUUGUGAAAACAGCUUUAGGACACGCUGUUACUUACGAAAAACACGACAGUGAUGUACGAAUUGAAAAGAAAAGAAGUGAGACUCAGAUGUCUUGUUACUAUAUACUUAGUGGUUCCGUGGAAGCCUUUUAUAUUGUCAGGAAUAGUAGAACUCCACUUCAUGUAACCGAAGAACGAAGCAUAUCGUACACUAAUGUAGCAGGAGACUACAUGGGGCUCCUGUCAGCCGAUGGCCCAAAUUUCGAUCUGCCACCUCCCGAGUCUAUGAAUACGAUAGGAAAUUGUGAAUUUCUAAGAAUCGAUAGAGCUGUUUUCCAUGAAAAGAUCCAAGAGGCACAAAAGUUGUUUCGAGAUGAGAUAGUGAGGUUUUUGGACGGGAAUGCUCUGUUUGGAAAGAUCACCGAAGAAGAUAGACAGAAGCUCGUAUCGCAAAUGGUUAAACAGGUUGGAGAAAUAAUAAAAGAAGAUGCAUACUGCAUUAUUUAUACUGGAUAGCUCUAUGAUUUUUAAACUCUUCUCCCUAGAGGUCCAGUUAAGCCAUUUCAUAAUGAUUUAGUGUUAUAACAUGCAGGAUUCCAGAAUUCCCAGAGAUGUUUGAUUAUUUGAUUCAAUGACUCAAUCUUUAGAUCCAUGGCCAGUGAUUCAUGCAUACGGUAAAAUGAUUCCUUCUUAAGAUUCAGGGAUUCAGGGAGGUAUCAGUGAUCUUAUCUUAGGAUUGAAUAAUUCAUUCUUAAGGUUUGAAUAUUCAUUCUUAGCAUCUCAUUCUUAGGAUUCAGCAAUUCAAUCUUAUAAUAGUUAACUCAGAAUAUGCAUGAUUAUUUUUUAUAUUAUAGGAAUUUCCUGCAGGAAAACAGAUUUUAUCUCAAGGACAGAAACAAGAACAUGCAUUUUUCAUUGCAGAAGGUAUAUUAAAAGUACUAUGUAAAUAUCAGAACACAUAAUAUUAAAAUACAAUUUACAUUAAAAACUUAGUGUUUAAAAAACAGAACUAGUGUCUUAUAUUACUUUCAUGAACUCCAAAAUUCUAACAAUACAUACAAUUGUACUUUCAGGGCGAUGUGUAUAUUACAGACGAUUAUAUCUUCCUGAACAAAACCGAAGUGAACUUUUCAAAAUGGGUCACAUCGAAAAAGGUAAUUGAUCUGAAACUUUUAACUACAAUUAUUUGUCCAUAUAUAUUAAAACAUAAAUGAAGAUUUAUGAUAUUCACAUAUUUAUAUGUCUAUUAUAUAGGUUCGUAUUUUGACGCAUCGUGUAUCAUUGAUGACCAAAGUAGUAAGUUUUCAGUGAGCGCUGUAGGACCUGUCACGUGUUAUUUAUUGAACAAGUAAGUCUUGAAUAAAAUUUAGACAAAGUGAAUAAAUACAUCAUAUAACAGAGUAUGGAUGGACACAGUGUAUUAUAGCCAAUAUAUACUUGAAAAACGUGGCACAGCUUACCUAGAGAAAUACUCUGGCAAUUGGAUACUGGAAUGAUUAUAAUAAAUGAAAUAAUGGAACAUUAAAUGAAUAGACAAUGUUAUAUAGAAUGAUGGAUGAAAAUAGACUAUAUACAUGAUACACGAAUAGACUAUAAAUGAUAGAUGAAUAGACUAUAGAUGAUAAAUGAAUAGACUAUAGAUGAUAGAUGAAUAGAUUAUAGAUGAAAGAUGAAUAGACUAUAGAGGAUAGAUUAAACUAUAGAUGAUAGAUGAAUAGACUAUAAAUGAUAUAUGAAUAGACUAUAGAAGAUAGAUGAAUAGACUAUAGAUGAUAGAUUAAUUGACUAUUGAUGACAGAUGAAUAGACUAUAGACUAUAGACUAUAAAGAUGAUAGAUGAAUAGACUAUAGAUAAUAGAUGAAUACACUAAGAUGAAUAGACUAUUGAUGAUAGAUGAAUAGACUAUUGAUGAUAGAUGAAUAGACAAUAUAUGAUAGAUGAAUGGACAAUAUAGACAAAAGAUAGAUCAUGUACUAUGUCAUUUCAUGGUAUACGUGAAUAAUACACAAGUACAAAUGAAUAAGGUUUGUUCUUGCAUUAAACAGAUGGACAAUAAAGAACAGUGAAAGUUUACUACGUGCUUUGAGCACCAACAGACCGUCAUUUCCAACGGAUAAAGAGAUUGAAUUGCUUAUAAAAGAAAGUGAUCAAUGGCAGAGUUAUAAACGAGAUACUGUGUGCGAUGCUUUCGUCUUAAAACAUAAAACGACAUCAAGAAUAAUCCCUCAGAAUGACAUACCAAGAACAUUGGACAUAGCUAUAAAACACGGAUCACUACUAAGGUAUAUCAAAUGAAUACAACAUAUAAAAGUUUUGAAUUAACUGCAUGGCAUCAGUUGUAGUUUGUUGCGCAUCUAGUGGUAAUAUAUACGACACGUUUCAUAGAGGACUAAUUUGAAUAUAGGUAUAAUUUUCCUUGAUAUACCUUUCCCUGCUUCCCACGUCAAUUUUUCACUUAUUUAUUUUAUUUUGAUUCGAAUGGUUAAAAGGUAAACUAUUUUAAAUUAAAUAUGAUGACAGAGUCUCUCAUGAGAAUAAUCCCAAUUCAAAUACAGUAUGUUGAUGGGCGGGCGGCACACAUGACCGACACAACUCGGCACCAGGGCUGGCAGAGCACCCCCCCCCCCAACUCUGGUAGAGGGGGGCCUCUACCAGAUCAUAUUGGAUCCAUACCUGAAUAUUUAAAUCAUAGCGCUAUCCACUGGUUAGUGAUUUUUUGAACGGUUGUAAAAAUGCUCCAAAAGCUAUGAAACUACGGAUACAUAUAUGGACGUCACAAUUAUUAAAAAUAGAUUUUAAUUUAUAAAUUAUAAAGUUUAAUCUGGGUUAUGCCAAAAAACCAUAGAUAUCUAUAUACACUAGAUAGUGCAUCUAAUUAUUCUGCAAUUCAAAAAUUGAAGCCGUGAUUGCAGUCUCAGGUCGUUCCCAUGAAAUGAGAAGAUUCGUAUCGGUUUUCUAUUUCUUAAACAGGGAACUUAAACAUUAAGUUUACCGUAUUCCAAAUACUUUUUAAGCUAUUCAAAUGAUGAAAAUGAUUGGUGUUUUUAAGCGUGUAUUAGCAAGUGGGAACGACCAACAUGGCCGCCAUCUAUUCAAAUGGGGGUAACCGCCGGAAUAUUCUUGGCUUCAAUUUUACUAAAAGAGAUGCGCUAUCUAGUGUAUAUAAGAUAUCUAUGCAAAAAACUGACACUUUUAGAAAGCUGAAACAAUCACAGUUCGGUGGUGGAUAGCGCUAUCACGCCUUCGUACAACCGGUCCCUGAAAUAGUGGUUCUUGCCAGAAAAUAACAGCAUGUUAUCCUACCUUAUCUAGGCAGCAACGACGAAAGGAGAUGAUUACCUCCCCAACAGAUGACCUGGAUCCAAGUCGGUGCAAAUCCGGGCAGUCUUCAUUACAAAACGACGAAGUGACGGAGGGAACGAACACUACAUCUGUCUUGAAAGCAGUCAUGUUAAUGAAACGACGUUCUCGCGGUUCUAUACAAAUGGACAGAAAAUUCGAUGAAUUGGAAUCAAAUACAAAUUCAGAUCAAAAGAAUGAAAAUAAAUUGCAUUUAAGUUUAAAGAGAGGUGUGAAAUCUGCCCCAAACUUGAAACAUCGAGGAUCGAACUAUAAAGUCGGUCGAAAACCAAGUAUAAUAGGACUGGAGAAAAAUAAACAAAACCACCAAAGCAAUAAAAACGGCAAAUCAAAAUUCGUCAACCAUAGAAAUAAAAGUUUUUUAAGAAGUAUAUCUUCUCAACUGUCAUCUCCAAACGAAAAAAAUCGCAGAAGUAAUACGAAGGAGCCUAAGACGGAACCUUAUAAGACUCCACAGUCAAUGGUCGCUGGUUCAGAUUUGAUCCGAACCUCUCCAGGAACUUCAUCUAAGAAAACUAAAACGCCACAACUGGAGAUACCAACACAAGGCCGUCCGUGCUCGUCCCCAACUCCCUACGCGCGCGAAGAAGAAAAUAAACACAGAUCCGAGCUUGAUGAUCGUUGGGUGGCCGGCGAUAAGAAAUUCAAAGUCAAGCAGAUUGUGAAUACACGAAUACCAGGCAAAGAGAACCCGGUGGAAGUCUAUCAGAGGUUUGAACCGAGUAUGUUUUCGUAUAUUGAUACCGUGAAUAAUUUUGAGAGGGAAAAGGCGGUUGAUCCAUUUGGGGCUAAACUGAAGGCCAGGGCUUGGCUUAGGCAGGCCAAAGAGAAGUUGGCAGCAGGGGGCGGCGACUAUAAUCCUGGCCAAAGUCCGAUCAUUGUUAUCGAGGAGUUUUGUGCAGGGGUGGAAGUAUGGAAUGGGAAGUCACAAUAUCAAAAGAAAGAGAACGCCAUGGGCAGCCAAGGAAGUUUGGAAAUUUUACUGGAAGACAGUGAUAAGGAAAAUAUCGCGGAACAAGAGACAAAAGUUGAGUAAGUAACUGAAUCAUGCCUAAUUUUAUGAAAUUCUUUAUCACCGCACGUUCCUCAGUAGGGAGCUUUAGAUUUGACUACGAGUACGACUACGAGUACGAAAUUUGAUCGCGUGCGAGGAAGUCACUGUAGUCGUUCUCGUUUCCAUUCAAAUGUUGCUUUUAUAACAGUAAAUCAACAACGAGAGAAAAAGUUUCAUAAACUAAAUCUCCCGCUGACUAAAAUCCCCUACAAAACGUGCAAAUAAGUCAUAACAUUAAAAACAGGCCAGAUAUUUAGUACUAAUAUACUAUUUGCGCCGGAUAAACGCUAUAUAAAUGCUACAAAUUAUUUUUGGAAAACAAAAAAAGCAAACUUUCUUUGUUUUUUUUUGAAAAGUCGUCGUGAGGACUACGAGGUUUCUCCACAAUUUCGUACUCAGAUGGGCGACGGAUACGACUUUUUAGCGUCAGUACGGGAUGGCGUAAGCAUACAGCAUGCGUUUAGCUUGACGAAUCUCGUACUCGUAGUCGUACUUGUAGUCAAAUCUAAAGCUCCCUAGUAUCGGCCCGGAGGUUACUGGGUACCCUUGGGUAACCCUAGGUGAAUUUUACAGACAACACCAUUUAGAUUGACUGAAAAUACAACCAUGCUUGGCCACUGAAAGAAAUCCAUAUAGCAAGAAUGUUUUAACGACAUCCGUUUUUUCAUAAACAAUAGAAAAUAGUCUGCACCUGAAUUAUAGAAAACGGUGGAUUUCAUUCCACAGAAUUCUUUGAAAAACACUCGAAUAUUGUUAUUAUAAGUAAUAGCAUGGCAUUCAGGUCGAUUAGUGAUCAGGUCGAUCAAGGCUUCAGGGACAUUUUAUCACUAAUCGACCGUAAUGUAAUGUAAUGUAAUGCAAUGCUAUCACUUUGCAAUAUCAUAGCUAUACCGAGACAAUAAAACGGUUUCAUUCGAUUGAAUAAGUUGAAAUGAAAAGGCGCGUUUGCUUUUUAACAAGGUUACGGUUGAUUUUUCAUGUGUGUUAAAUAUUUAAUUGAACAUCAAUAUACUAUGAAGAUGAGGGAUUAUGGUAACCAAUCGUCCCAUGGGAUGAUUAGUUUCUAAUCGUCCCUCAUGUUUUAGCAAUGAGGUAAUUUAGUCAUUAAUCACAUCUCGCGAGACAAAAAGUUUCGAGGUAGCAAUGAUAUUAUUUACAUUAAUUUAAUUGAUUAAAAGUUACCACGACAAAUGUUUUCACUGCACAAUUUAUUGUUUAUCACUGCACACUUUCAUUUUAUCACUGCACACUAAAAUUAGGUAUGAAUUAAAUGAACUUCGUUUAAGUAAUAGUCUUAGUCACGUUUAAAGGGAACUGGGACAAAUUCUAAGCGCCUGAAAUUAAAGAAUGACCAAAAAAUAGCAUCGACUGUUUCAUCUGAUAGAUGAUAAAAUAACGUGUGCUUGACGUAAAUGGACCUAUUUCCUAAUGAACAAAAUUUUGAACUCGACAAGUCUAGACAAAAAUUUCAUCACAGCUUGAAAGAGCAUCACAAAAUUAUUAAUAUUCCAACGUUUCCUUGCGAAAUGUUGUAAAAUGCGGAUAAUAUAGCCUUGCGAAAUUUGCCGUUUUUCACGGUCAUUUUGUAUUACACACGGGAAAUUGAUACCUUCAUACCUUUUUUCAGAAAGCUUGUCUAGAUCAAAAUUUUGUUCAUUAGGGAAUAGGUCUAUUUAAUUAAACCAUAACAAUUUCUUAAGGUGGACAACGCCAGUACAUGAAACACGUUUCGAGGCUGAACGUUGCAUAGAGCGAGCCAAGACUGACAUCGCGAUAUUGGAAGGAAAAUUGGUCAGACUUGGUUGGACACGUGACAUGUUGAAUGAAAAGGAGAGGAAAAGAAAUGAACGCAGAAUAAGAAGUUUAAGAAGUAGUAAUGAGGAGAUAAAGGAGGAGGAUAUUGAACAGGAUGAACCUGAAAUGGCGCAUGAAAAACAGGUAAAUAUGGAGGUUAGUUUUGAGAAAUUCUAAUUAGGCUCGUAGCUUGUUGUGAGUCAAUCGAGUCGUUCAUGUCAAAAAAAAUUCAAAGAAAAAACAUACUGAUACAGGUUUUCAGGUUUUCUAAGCCCUAGAAAAUCAAAAGGUUCUGGGGGGGCAUGUCACCUAGACCCCCCUCCCUCCGCUAAAAGUUUCUGGCGCGGCUUCAGCCGCUCGACUCGGUAACCCUAAAAUCCAAGUUACGAGCCAGAUAUGUAGUAGAAUAAAAAGUAUCUGGCGUGAUUAAAAAAAUUAUUGAUUAAUUAAUUCAUUAAUUCGUUCAUUCAUCGAUCGAUUCAUUGAAGGCUUUAAUUAUUGAUUAAUUAAUGGAAUUAGAAAUAAUUUAGGAAGGCGUAUCGAUGAUCUGUACUGGUCAACACUGAAAAAGCAAAGGUUCCAAGUUCAAUGUGCCUUAAAUUAACAAUAGAAUUCUGUAUUUUUUAGGCAGAUAGAAAACACAGGACUUUAAAACGUCAGGACUCCAUUCAAAAGAUACUAGAGGACCAUUCAAGAAGAUUUUACAGAAGACAUCGAAGUUACUCUGACGAAAAACCAGAUGUAAGUUUGCUCAAACUGAUGAAGUGCUUAACAUGCACCCUGUAUAAUAUUCGAUUUGCUUUACAAAUCGCUCAAUAAUAUCGACGUUGUUGUGCUUACAGGUGAAUAGGAGGCCAAUUUUGAUGAAACGUUAUUCCACUGGUUCUACUGGCAGCUCAGGUUCAAGUCGACCAAAAGCUCUGACAACAAGAACAUUCACAAUAUCUUAGAAAACUAUUAAAGUGAAUAAUUAUAAAAGGAA
Molecule: messenger RNA, 7347 nt
Organism: Paramuricea clavata
Lineage: Eukaryota; Metazoa; Cnidaria; Anthozoa; Malacalcyonacea; Plexauridae
Source: the annotation of a GenBank genome assembly